This is a messenger RNA of Acanthosepion pharaonis, 861 nucleotides long. The record is from the annotation of a GenBank genome assembly. NCBI's taxonomy places the organism in Eukaryota, Metazoa, Mollusca, Cephalopoda, Sepiida, Sepiidae.
AUGCCACCACGGUCAGGUUUUCAGGAAGAUGACUUUCGCCUGCGUCUUUAUUUCAUUAUUGCUCGACCGCCGUCCUACGCAACAGGUUCUUCCCACUUCGGAAAGAAAAGCUUCUGUGAACCGCUGCGCGCCCUCCGACUCGUUUUCGGCAUCGCGACGCUAAUCGCCGCCAAAGCGGCGGCAGCGCGACUGCAGCCCGACCGCCGCUGUCGGCGAAGCGUUCCCAGGUGUGAGGGCCUCGAGGUCGCGACGCGAGCGCAAACGAGUUCCCCGGAGGGCGACCACCGGAACGACGUCCGCGCCGGCCUGAUGGGCGGCUGCCGCCCGAGCGAAACCCAGGCAAAACCAAAUCGAGUUUGGGCCACGUUCGGCAGCACCGGACUGAGUCCCCCGCGAUCGAGUGAGCGGUCCCCGUUUACCCCUGGGCGGUUUCACGUUCUCUUGAACUCUCUCUGCAAAGUUCUUUCAACUUUCCCUCACGGUACUUGUCGACUAUCGGACUCGUCCCGGUAUUUAGCCGGUGGAUGGGCUUACGACACAAUUUGGGCUGCGUGCCGAAGCGGUGACUCUCAGAUCGUGGAGACCGACGCUCGCCGUCCGCACCGAAAUGGGCCUGGCACCUGCCGCGGGCGGCCCGAUCGAGGAACUCCGAACUACGCGGACGAAAACGAUGCGGCGCCUGCGAUGAAGCGCCUCGCCCGCAGCCUUUACGGUAAGGAUUCGCGACGAACGAGGUACUACCCAGUUCACUCGCCGGGCAAAGUCCUGGUAGAGUUUCUUUUCCUCCGCACGGUCCAUAUGCUUAAGUUCAGACGGGUCGUCUCAAGACACGCCGGGGGCAGCGGUGUGUUUGAUUCGUAG